AUAAUAUAAAUAAACACUUCUUUGACAUUUGUCCUAGAUCACAUCAUCACAACAACAUCGUUUCAUUUUCCUAAUCCUCACAAAACCUCGAAAUAAUAACCAAAAACUAUGUCUGACGGGAAGAAGAAAGCUUUGUUCAUAUGCCUAGGCAACAUUUGCCGGUCGCCUAUAGCUGAAGGAGUAUUUCAAAAGACGGUUAAUGAUAUGGGCUUAGGGGAUAAAUGGGAGAUUGAUAGUGCCGCUAUAGGGGGCUGGCAUGUCGGCAACCCACCGGACUGGAGGGCUCAGGAUACAUUGAAGAAACAUGAUGUUCCUUACGAUAACACCGCUAGACAGAUCACCUCAGAAGACUUUAACCACUAUGACUACAUCUUUGGCAUGGACGAAGCCAACAUGCGGGACCUGAAGAAGCGAGCACCAAAGGGCUCUAAAGCCAAGUUGUUGAUGUUCGGAGACUUCGAUCCCAAAGGUGAUAGGAUUAUCAGGGAUCCUUAUUAUGACAGUGACUCGAAAGGGUUCGAGAAGUGCUAUGAGCAGUCUGUAAGGUGUGCUAAAGGGUUUCUGGAACAUCUGGAAAAGGAAAAUAAAUAGAAUAUAACUUAAUAUAAGAUUAUAGUGAUUGGCAAAUGUUUUCCAAUCGAAAUCAUAUAUCGGAAAUUAUUCAUAUCUUGUGAAUUUUUAUACGUAAAAGAUUCAAAAGUACAUGAAAAGUACAGUAAUGUAUAAAGUGAAUAAUGUCACGAUACUUAGUAUAAUAACCGUUAUUAAUGUUAUUUUUAUUUUUCAUCACAUCACUAAUUUAAGAGCCUGGCUCUUGUCGAUGUACCUAGUAUGAGAAUUUUAUUGUUAAAUAAAAGAUAAUCAUUCCGAAGUAAA
Molecule: messenger RNA, 876 nt
Organism: Pectinophora gossypiella (pink bollworm)
Lineage: Eukaryota; Metazoa; Arthropoda; Insecta; Lepidoptera; Gelechiidae
Product: low molecular weight phosphotyrosine protein phosphatase-like
Exons: 4
Coding region: 109-591 (160 amino acids)
Biological process (GO): protein dephosphorylation
Cellular component (GO): cytoplasm
Molecular function (GO): non-membrane spanning protein tyrosine phosphatase activity; acid phosphatase activity
Source: RefSeq, a predicted model, not a curated record